Messenger RNA from Myripristis murdjan (pinecone soldierfish), 8881 nucleotides. It is a transcript of the gene rapgef2b, whose product is annotated as Rap guanine nucleotide exchange factor 2b. The transcript has 32 exons. NCBI's taxonomy places the organism in Eukaryota, Metazoa, Chordata, Actinopteri, Holocentriformes, Holocentridae. Bases 622 to 5646 code for a protein of 1674 amino acids. Gene Ontology annotation, molecular function: protein binding; guanyl-nucleotide exchange factor activity. The record is from RefSeq and is a predicted model, not a curated record. Gene Ontology annotation, biological process: small GTPase-mediated signal transduction.
UUGACAUUGGUGUGUCAGUCACCAUGGUGGCAUACAACAGACCGCAGCGGCGGCGGACCUAUCCUCACUUUUAAACCCAUCAAAAAAUGCUUGUAGAAUGAAUUUUCUCUGUGACUGCAUACAGGCCUACCUCUCGUAAUGGACACCAGAUUGUUGUUGUCGGGAUAACUGAUAGCCGAUAGCUCACUUUUUUGUUUAGUGGAUCCUACAUGGAAUUUCUUUUCGUCGAUAGCAGAAUGCUGAAGAGACAAGGAAUUGCUUUGAUGAACGCUGGCUUGAAUGAAGGGAUAAUUUUUAUCAGAACAUAAUAAUUCUGCUGGACUCUUUGAGCCGCGCCUUUAAAGAAGUUUUCUCUCGGUGGGACUGGUGGCAGCCCUCCGGUAUCGGCUCGGGGACGGAAAGAGACCCCGAGGAGAGUGCCUAGCUGUCUGGCUCCCGUCGUGGCCUGGCUCCGGGGGACUCCCAGCUUAGCCUCUAUUAUCGGAGUAUUCUCAGACAGGCAACAAGAAAGAGGCAAGACAGCGGGGGGACUUGUUGUGUGAAUAUCCCGGUCCCUGGAAAAUUACAAACAGUUCGUAGGACAAGGAAUUCAAUUUCCCCCUGAAGUCGCCAGUCAAAACAAUGGCGUCUUAUGUGGAUAACAGCUUUCGCCAGGCUGUGAUGAUGAAUCCGGCUGAAAGGACGCAACAGGACCUGGAGAUCGUCUACUCCUAUCUCCACGGGAUGGAGGCCUUGUCCAACCUACGAGAGCACCAGCUGAGGAUGAUGUGUGAAACGGUGCGAUAUGAGCGACACGAGGCCAAUGAAGUGCUAUACUACCCUGACGACAUUGGAAGCUGCUGGUAUAUUCUACUGUCUGGCUCCGUCUUCAUCAAGGAGUCCAUGUUCCUGCCCAGAAGCAGUUUUGGCAAGCGCUCAGCAGGUAGCCUGCGACGUGGGUGUGAGUGCAUCGUCCUGGAACCCUCCGAGAUGAUUGUGGUGGACUAUAUGGAUGAAAAUGAGGAGUACUUUCAGCGGCAAGCCUCACACCGACAGUCCCGCCGGCGGUUUCGGAAGAUCAACCAGAAAGGGGAGAGGCAGACAAUCAUCGACACAGUGGACCCAUACCCCACCGGCAAGCCGCCUAUAGCCCGGGGAUACCACACGGAAUGCAAUAAAGCUCAGGUAUCCACGGGAACAAGAACAUUACAGCGCCAAACAACAAAAUGGGCCCAGAAGUGCAAGCUCCCCGCAGACUUCAGCAGACUUCACCUGGCCGACGGCUUGCACCCACAGGUGACCCACGUGUCCUCCAGCCACUCAGGAUGUAGUAUCACCAGCGACUCUGGAAGCAGCAGCCUGUCAGACAUUUACCAGGCCACAGAAAACGAGCCGGGUGACAUGGACCUGAGUGGCCUGCCAGAGACUGCAGUCGACUCUGAGGAGGACGAUGAUGAGGAGGACAUUGAGCGGGCGUCAGACCCCCUCAUGAGUCGGGACAUCGUCCGGGACUGCCUGGAGAAGGACCCCAUGGACAGAACCGACGACGACAUAGAGCAAUUACUGGAGUUCAUGCAUCAACUGCCAGCAUUUGCCAACAUGACCAUGUCAGUGAGGAGGGAGCUCUGUGCCGUCAUGGUAUUUGCCGUGGUCGAACGCGCUGGCACCAUUGUUCUUAACGAUGGUGAAGAGCUGGACUCAUGGUCGGUGAUCCUGAAUGGCUCAGUGGAGGUGACGUACCCUGAGGGCAGGACAGAGAUCCUGUGUAUGGGGAAUAGCUUUGGGGUGUCACCAACCAUGGAGAAAGAAUACAUGAAGGGAGUCAUGAAGACCAAGGUGGAUGACUGCCAGUUUGUGUGCAUAGCCCAGCAGGACUACUGCUGCAUCCUCAACCAGGUAGAGAAGAACAUGCAGAAGGUGGAGGAGGAAGGAGAGAUUGUCAUGGUGAAGGAACACCGCGAAUUGGACCGCACUGGCACCAGGAAAGGACACAUCGUCAUCAAGGGCACAACGGAGCGCCUCACCAUGCACCUAGUGGAGGAGCACUCAGUGGUGGACCCCACCUACAUCGAGGACUUCCUGUUGACAUACAGGACCUUCCUCUCCAGCCCCAUGGUCGUGGGCAAGAAGCUCCUUGAGUGGUUCCACGACCCAAGUCUCAGGGACAAGGUUACACGGGUAGUCUUGCUGUGGGUGAACAAUCACUUCAACGAUUUUGAGGGUGACCCCGCUAUGACUCACUUUCUGGAAGAGUUUGAAAACAAUCUGGAGAGAGAGAAAAUGUGCGGGCAUUUAAGACUGUUAAACAUAGCAUGCGCUGCUAAAGCCAAGCCGCGGCUGGUGACGCUAACCAAGCCGUCCAGGGAGGCUCCACUGGCCUUUAGCCUUCUUGGAGGUCAGGAGAAAGGUUUCCGCAUCUUCAUUGAUGCCGUGGAGCCGGGGAGCAAGGCAGCAGAGGCUGGCCUUAAGCGUGGAGAUCAGAUCUUGGAGGUGAACGGGCAGAACUUUGAGAAUGUCCAGCUCAGCAAAGCCAACGAGAUUCUGAAGAACAAUACCCAUCUGUCCAUAACUGUGAAAACAAACCUUUUAGUGUUUAAAGAGCUGCUAACCAGGCCAGAGCAUGAUCACGACUUGGAUGGGGAGGAGGAGCAGGACAGGAAGAACGGAGCGCCUCACCUCCCCAAGAUCGGGGACAUCAAGAAGGCCAGCCGCUACUCCAUCCCUGACCUGGCAGUGGAUGUGGAGCAGGUUAUGGGCCUAGAGAAGGCCAGCAAGAAGGCCAAGGCCAACACGGUGGGGGGACGCAACAAGCUGAAGAAGAUCUUUGACAAGACGCUCACCAGCAUCCUGCCUCCCAAACCAUACAACGACGUUGGCGUGGGCCAGUCGCAGGACGACAGCAUUGUGGGGAUGAAGCAGUCUAAACAGAUCCCACCAGCUCUGCCUGUCAGUGGCAAUCUCUCCUCCUCAAACCCAGACCUACUGCAGUCUCAUCACCGCAUCCUCGACUUCAACAACCAGCCUGCCCCAGUCAUACUGAAUAUGUCGGACCAAGUAUUACGAGUCUUCAAGGCAGACCAGCAGUCUCGAUACAUCAUGAUAGGAAAGGACACCACGGCCAAGGAGGUGGUGGCUCAGGCUAUCAGGGAGUUCGCCCUGACUGCAGCGCCGGAAGCUUAUUCACUGUGUGAGGUGUCCGUGACGCCCGAGGGUGUCAUCAAACAGAGACGAUUACCAGAGCAGCUCUCUAAACUGGCAGAUAGGAUUCAGCUGAGUGGCAGAUACUACCUGAAGAGCAACAUGGAGACAGAGACGUUAUGUUCAGACGAGGACGCCCAAGACCUUCUGCGAGAGGGUCAGAUCUCCCUGUUACAGCUCAGUACGGUGGAGGUGGCCACCCAGCUCUCCAUGCGGGCUUUCGAACUGUUCUGCGCUAUUGAGCCCACCGAAUACAUCGACGACCUGUUCAAGCUGCGUUCAAAGACGGGUUCGGCCAGCCUCAAGCGCUUCGAGGAGGCUAUCAACCACGAGACGUUCUGGGUGGCCACAGAGGUGACGCGGGAGCCCAACCAGCUCAAGCGCAUGAAGACCAUUAAGCACUUCAUCAAGAUUGCACUGCACUGCCGCGAAUGCAAGAACUUCAACUCCAUGUUUGCUAUCAUUAGUGGUCUGAACCUGGCUCCAGUCUCCAGACUGAGGGGGACAUGGGAGAAGCUACCCAGUAAGUAUGAGAAACUGUUUGGGGAUCUGCAGGACCUCUUCGACCCCUCAAGAAACAUGGCCAAGUACCGAAACGUCCUCAACAAUCAGAACCUCCAGCCACCAAUCAUCCCCCUGUUCCCUGUCAUCAAGAAGGACCUCACCUUCCUGCACGAAGGCAAUGACUCUAAAGUGGAUGGCCUAGUGAAUUUUGAGAAGCUGAGGAUGAUUGCCAAAGAAAUACGCCAUGUCGGUCGCAUGGCCUCCGUUAACAUGGACCCGGCCCUCAUGUUCCGGACAAGGAAGAAGAAAUGGAGAAGCUUAGGGUCUCUAAGCCAGGGUAGUGCCAAUGCGGCGGUGCUCGACGUCACCCAGACCGGUGGGCACAAGAAGCGUGUGCGGCGCAGCUCCUUCCUGAAUGCCAAGAAGCUUUAUGAGGACGCCCAGAUGGCCAGGAAGGUCAAACAGUACCUGUCUAACCUCAGCCUGGAGACUAACGAAGAGAGCCUGCAGACGCUCUCGCUACAGUGUGAACCCUCGAUCAGCACAUUGCCCAAGAACGCCAGUGGGAAAAGACCAGACACUUCUCCGGUAGUAUCCAGAGCUGCCAGCCAACAGAGAGGCCAGCUGGCCAAAGGCAACCAGGCCCUCCAGGUGCCUGCCGUGGCCCUUUACCCAUCCCGAAAGAAAGUGCCGGUCAAGGAUCUGCCUCCUUUUGGCACCAGUUCCCCCCAGUCUCUGAAGAAGAUCCUGUCCCUGUCAGAAGAGGCAAGCGACCGACACCGACGGCAGCCGGAGGACACUGUGUCCAACACCUCCUCCCAGCUCUCCUCCCCUCCCACUUCCCCCCAGAGCUCGCCCAAGAAGGGCUACCCCAGGAUGGGAGAUGCCUACUCAGACUCUGGUCACAGUGAGAUCUCCUCUCGCUCCAGCCUGGUCAGUAACUCUUCCUUCGACAUGGCCCAGGAGGAGAGGAGGCUUCGUCACUCUGGGGGAGUCGGGGACCCCCACAUGGGAGGACCGCGGCUGGAACGACGAGCCACCACUGACCCUGACCAGUACAGCCUCGGGUCCUAUUCAUCAAUGCAGGACUGCCGGGGCCUUUACGCUGGCUGCCCCACAGUGCUGUCCUCACCCAGUUCAGAGGAGCUGACGCAGGAUCAGGGUGAUCGUGUUUCCCUGGAUGCCGCAGACAGUGGCCGCGGUUCCUGGACUUCCUGUUCCUCUGGUUCUCACGACAACAUCCAGACCAUGCAGCAGGGGCGUAGCUGGGAGACGCUAGCCUUUGGAGGAGGAGGCGGCGGUAUUGGAGGGCUCCCUCCCGGAGGGCCUGAGGCCUUACUAGGGGGACCCGCUGGACUGUGGGCAGCACAGGCCAGGGGGAGCUGGGCGUCGGCUAGCUCCUCCUCGUCCUCAGCUGCUUACUGGGGAGAGGACUCUGAGGGCGACACAGGCACCAUCAAGAGGAGAGGCGGGAAGGAUGUCAGUGCUGACCCGGAGACAAGUAGCAUCACGUCCACUGGGUCAGAGGAGGCCAAGCAGCACAGCCGGCCUUCCCCAUCACCGAUCACGGCAGGAGGGAAAGGCCUCAUCUCACGGAAGGAGGGUCGUUACCGUGAGCCUCCCCCCACCCCGCCCGGCUACACCGCCCUGACCAUCUCCGACCUCGCUGAAGGACAGCACCCGGGCCCGCCGGCUCCCACGCCAAUGGCAGGCCACACGGGCCGCCGGCCACCAGACUACACCACGGCUCUGCAGCGCUCACGCAUGGUCACCCAGUCACCCGACUCCCACCAGGCCCACCAAGGAGCCAAGCAGCGGGCGGGUGGCCUCCACCGCACACGCUCACCGGCCGAGGAGCAAGAGCCUGAGGAGGAAGAGGAGGGUGAGUCCUUGUCUUCCAAACUAGUCGCUCUGAGGAAGCCAAAGCCAGUGGCACAGCACACCCCUGAGACUCCCAGACCAUGAGAGUGUGUGUACGGGGGUUAACAGGCAGGGCCCCUCUCCCUGAGGCAGAGGAUGAACAGGUGUCAGCAGUCUGAGAGACAAGACUGGAUGUCCUUUUGCAGUAACUUGAAGUCCCCCUCUUUUGGGGUGGGCAGGACUAAAGAGACUGACAGAUAGACAGACCAAUAGACUCAUCAUCAGUUACGUACGUGCCUGCCUCCUCCACCUGGCUCUCCUUCCCGAUUGGUGGAUUCCUCUGCUUGUCUCCCUCCCCUGCCUUAAAGCAUCAUGGGGGGUUGAAUGACCCUGCAUGCAAAAAAUACUGUGAAGAAGAAGUUGAAGAGGAGAUGGAGAGAAGGUCAAAGACGAUGACAAAAUGCCUGGCACUUUGGAAUAAAAAAAAAAAAAGACUACAAAAACCUAACUUGCGCAGGGGAUUCCCCAGCCAAUGGCGCGCAACACACAUACACACAAACCCACAUAGAUGUUGCCGUUAGCAACGGGGCAGGCUCCUUAAGACUGUCCUGCCCCAUCCCAGACAAAAUCCCAAACCCACCUGUUAACACAACAGCAUCAUGACGUGUUGAGCUUCAUCUGCACUUUCUCAUUUUCUACUUUCUAAAAAAAAGAAAAAAAAAAGAACAAAACAGACUAUUGUUUAAAACAGAGAGACGAUGGUCAGCUUGACUCUUAGUUUUCAACUUCCCGCUAGAUUUUUUUUCUUUUUUUUUCUUUCUUUUUUUUCUUUUUGGGGUGGGGGGGUUUGUUUGAACAAUUGCACUCUGGGGCCGAAAAGAGAAACUAAGUCAGCACAUUUCUCUGCCUGGACUAAAGCAACCUGUCUGCUAUUGAGUGUUUUAACCGCAAAUCCAGUAUUAUCUCAUUUUAGUGUUGGUUCAAAUCAAAGCUAGGAGGAGGAUGUAAUAGGGGGAACCAACAUGCACACACAGUGUACUGACAUAAACUCACACACACACACGCACACACAAUUCACAUAAAAAAAACAGCACUUUCAGCACAAUCUUAGAUCUUUCCAGACAGUCUUCAUCAUCUACAAAGAGGAAGAGUUGGAGUGAACCAUAUCUGGUAAUACUGUUAUUUUACCUGGGAGCUUGUCUGGUUAUAUCAAAUUCCUUUCAUCAUCCUGUUUGCCUGUUGUUGGAUCAAAUUUGAGCAACAGCGAUCCUGUUUUAUCACUGUUCUGAAGGUAAUAUGAAAGAAGAAGCACAGAGGUGACUGACCACCCAUUUAAAACUGCACACUGUCUCUACAGUGCGUUGAAGCUACACUAGGCAAUGUUUUUUAUGUAUAAAUACACCCAUUUUAUCAAAGUGGGGCUGCAGCAGAGCAGAGAUUCUCAUCCUCUUUUAAAUUUGCCCUAUUUGCCCAAAUCAAAAUCCGCAUGGACACUAGACGUGAUGAAGUGAAAGUUGUGUCUCCUAAACGGCAGCAAGCGAGCUCUCCAUCUGAAAAAAAUCUGGACUCACCAACAUUAGGUUGUCUGCCUCCCUGGUUUCUUUGGUCUAGAGCAUCCCAGGCUGGCUGGGUUGGUAAACAUGAGCAUGCCGUGCGCAGUUCACUGACGUCACCUUGCGGCAUUUCUUGGAGUUGGAAGUUCUCAAAGAGUUCCUUCUUGCCGCCAUCCGGAGCCGCCAGUGUGUGAAGUUGCCAAGUGCAGCUUUAAAUAUCAACUUUUACACAUGAUUUCAUCUUGUAUUGAGUCUUAAAAUGUUUUAUUUUCUCAAAUUAAGUGAAAGAAAUUCGUAAAGUGAGAAAAAGCAAACUGAUUUGAUAUUGAAAAGUAUAUCAUGUGGUCAGUGCUGUUGUCCAAAGCGCCUUACCGUGCCAUGAUUGCAUACAUUUAUGGGUUUUUGCAUUCAAAUUUGACUUAUUUGCAUUAUUUCAAGAUCACGCUCCUGAUUUUUUUUUCUUGUUUUAAUAAAAAGAAUAUUUCAAGACUCAGUGCUAGAUGAAGGUGAACAUUGGUGAUUUUUGCAGCGUGACAUCAAGCCGAUAAAGACUGGCCAUUCAGUGGCUGAGCCCAGUAGAUCACUGUUACUAGGUUUUCAUGUUAACCUCUACAGUUACGCUGCACUGCUCGCUCUGCUGUUGUGCUCCUACAUUCAUCCUUUUCAUUGCAAAGGACAGAACUCUCCAGCUGUUACAGUCAUCAGCUCAGUGGAUGCUGUAUGUAUAUUACUAAUGCCUGCAUAGUGCAUCCAGUUUUCCACCAUAUCUCGAUAUCAAUGGAACUGACUAAAGAACAUGUUUUAAUUUCUGUUUUGGUUUUUUGUUUUUAUUUUUUUUUUAUCCUUUGACUCCGGUGGGGAAGUUGACAUAUAUAUAUAUAUAUUAAAAAAAAAAAAAAACAACUUUUUCAAGACUGCCAAUCAGAAUGAUUCGAAAACAAAUUAUGAAGAAGUCACUUUUGAGUCUUUUUUUUUUUCUAUCACUGAGUCGCACUGAUCACAUUGAUCAGUCUUGGAAACUAUAGACUGAGAUAAAAGAUGAAUGAGUGCAGUGUUUUCCACUGUGUUCUGUAACUACACACUAAUAUCAUGAGUUUUGGAUUUUUUUUUUUGUUUUUUUUUUUUUGUUCUUGUAAUUUUUUUGUAAUGGCUGCAGAUAGAUUGUCGAUAAUGCGUUUGUAAUACAGUGGUGACAUGCAUCAUUCACUUUCAUUCAAUUCUUUGAAGAUAAUGUGCAUAUUAGCGGGUCGAGUCCUAUUUCGAAAAACAAAAAGUUGCACAAAAAUGUACAAGCGUAAAGAUAAGUGUAGUAGGUAGAACUGCUACUCCGUUUGAUGUGUGAUGUCAGUGAGAAAUGUACAUUUAGCUGGUGAUGACCUUUUUUUCCUCAUUCUUUCUUGUACUACUUUGACCUGUAUGUCUUUUAAAAAGACAAUUGGUGGAGUAUGUAUCAGUUGUUUUUUUGUAUUUUUAAUACAAUAAUUGUAAAUAUUGGUUAUAUUUUUGUUCAAAUGUACUAUGUUUAUGCCUCAACAUCCAGUUUAUAUGAAGCUGGGAAUCAAUAAAUACUGCAUAAAGAAUCAACACCUAGGUUUAAAUGCACUCAGUUUCUUUCCUCUGCUUUAUGACAUGUUUUCUUCUCAGAUUACUCUUCUCCUGCAGAGAUUUUUCCCCGACACCGUCUAGUGUUUGCACAAGUCAUGGAAGCAACUUGAAAUGUGUAACUCUCGUAAUACUUUUCUAUCUGACAGCAGUGUGUCAGAAUUAAUAAAAAAUAUCUAAGUCUC